Rhododendron vialii is the source of this 701-nucleotide messenger RNA. RefSeq lists its product as uncharacterized. The record is from RefSeq and is a predicted model, not a curated record. Bases 132 to 701 code for a protein of 189 amino acids. Lineage: Eukaryota; Viridiplantae; Streptophyta; Magnoliopsida; Ericales; Ericaceae. The transcript is spliced from 4 exons.
CUAUGAGCUCCCAACUCUUGAUAAUUAGUUGAUUCACGCAAAUACUUCACCAUCCAACAAAGCUAUAAAUGGAUGAAGAAACCCAUGCAAAAUGGCACAUUUUAAAAAAAUAUUGCUACCAGCUUUGAGUCAUGGCAGCCAUUAAGUCUCUUGUUUCCCUCAUUUCCCGAGCCACGUUGUUGUUUGUUCUUGUGGGGCUGGUUGUGGUGCAGACCGAGGCCCAAACUUGCACGUCCCAGCUCGGUAACAUCAACGUGUGUGCACCGUUUGUGCUGCCCGGUGCGGCUAACACCAACCCUAGCCCCGAGUGUUGCACCGCACUCCAAGCCGUGGAUCAUGACUGCCUCUGCAGCACCAUCAGGAUCGCAUCCCGUCUCCCUUCUCAGUGCCACCUCCCUCCUCUCUCCUCUUGCAAUGGUAGCAAUUACUUCUCGAUCUCACUCUCUCGUCAAGUCUCAAGCACCUUUACGUAUUACGCAUUUAGAACAAUGAUCACAAAUGGAUCAAAAUAUCCGAAGGUUCAAAAAGGUCAAAGGGGUGAUAUCACUAUGGACUCAUCGUUUAGUUGUCUCAGUUCAUCUGAAGUAUUUCUAUCGCUCGGUGAGGUCCUUUCUCUCGGUAAACUUUCCGUUAACCUUCUAGAAGCUUCUAAUGAUAUGUGGAUUGUCUUCUCUGAUAACCGAGAUGACAUCUCUGAUUGA